Molecule: messenger RNA, 376 nt
Organism: Saprolegnia parasitica CBS 223.65
Lineage: Eukaryota; Oomycota; Saprolegniomycetes; Saprolegniales; Saprolegniaceae
Exons: 2
Coding region: 21-269 (82 amino acids)
Source: RefSeq, a predicted model, not a curated record
GAAACUGAAAACGAAAAUCAAUGCUGCGGGGGAUUGGGAUCGCCCUGCGCGUUGUGCUGGUCUUGGCGCUCCUGAGCUGCAUUGCGCGGCCCGUCUUCUUCUCGACUGCGAGCGUCAUCGAGCCCAUCUUUGUGUUUCCGCUCUUGCUCGUGACGCUCGUCUUCAGCUGCCGCGAGUGCGUGCCCGUCGCGUGCCAAGUCGUCCAAGACGCCUGCAAACCUCCUUCGCAUCAUCACUUCCGCGACCAACCCGCACUCUACUACGCAUGACUUGUCCUCCUUGAACGACAUCAUUAUGGGCUUGCAAGCGUUCCGUAGCCCUUCGCAGCUCGUUCAGAGACAUAAGCAGAGUACAUGUAGAUGAUGUAGGAUCGCCC